UUCUUCCCCCAAAUUCCAAUUUCGAAUCGAGAUCGCAGCCGGAAGGAGAGGAAGAAGAGGUCGAUCCGUCGAUGGCGCAGCGAGAGAAGGAAGAAUCGAAGCUCCGGCGCCUCUGCGUCAACAACUGCGGCUUCCCCGGCAACCCCGCCACCGGCGACAUGUGCCAGUCCUGCUUCCAGCGGCAGGCGGACGCGUCUCUUCCCCGGUCCUGCUCCUCCCCCAGAUCCGCCCCUCCCGCUCGGUCUCCGGCCUCGGAUAAGCCGCUGGAAGAGGAGGAAGACCCGCGGGGGAACGUCGCCGCUGCGGCUACGCCUGCGGCUGCGCAGGCGACGGCGAAUCGGUGCUCCUCGUGCCGGAAGCGCGUGGGGCUGGCGGGCUUCAAGUGCCGGUGCGGCGAGCUGUUCUGCGGCCAGCACCGCUACUCCGACCGCCACGGCUGCAGCUUCGACUACAAGGCGGCCGGCCGCGCCGCCAUCGCGCGCGAGAAUCCCGUCGUCCGAGCGGCCAAGAUCGUUCGCGUUUGAGCUGAGGGGGCGACGAUGUAUGAGAUAGCGUGUCGGCUUGCGCUUGUUCAAUUCCGUGGAAGAAAGCGACGAAAGGGGACCGCCAUUAACGGUGGAAGAAGAAGAAAAACAAUCAAGUAAGUGGAAAAAAUCUAGAGAAAAUAAUGGUUUGUGUCGAUUUGGAUCUAAAAAAUAUCCCCCUUCCCUAUGAUUUCACUACGAUUCGUUUAUUGAAAUUAUAUAAACAAAUUAAUACGAUAUUAUUGAUGAAAA
Messenger RNA from Zingiber officinale, 776 nucleotides. Its product is annotated as zinc finger A20 and AN1 domain-containing stress-associated protein 1-like. Gene Ontology annotation, molecular function: zinc ion binding; DNA binding; ubiquitin-protein transferase activity. NCBI's taxonomy places the organism in Eukaryota, Viridiplantae, Streptophyta, Magnoliopsida, Zingiberales, Zingiberaceae. The transcript has a single exon. Gene Ontology annotation, biological process: protein ubiquitination. The record is from RefSeq and is a predicted model, not a curated record. The coding region runs from base 72 to 524 and encodes 150 amino acids.